This is a messenger RNA of Amoebophrya sp. A25, 925 nucleotides long. NCBI's taxonomy places the organism in Eukaryota, Dinophyceae, Syndiniales, Amoebophryaceae. The record is from the annotation of a GenBank genome assembly.
AGAAUCCACCAGAUGCAGCUUUGAAUCCCACGAGCAAUUCAGUGCCGGCACCCGUGGAAGAAAUCAUCUUUGACAACGAGGACAGCACAGAGCUGCAACUCGCCAGGCAGACAAUCGAUCGAAUCGCAGGUUUUCAAGGCGUUUAUGUCAUGAAAAUUGAACUACCCCAGACAUCGUGUACUACAACAGGGUUGAUGGAUACUAGGCAGUACUAGUAAUUUUGUAAAAGCUAAAGCGAAAAUCUAGAGCAUCAAUCUGUAGCUGCUCCAGAUUAGUUCUUAGAUCUACUGAUUUACUACAUGUGGGUGUUGUAUCUUCUCCUGGAUCUGUAGUCCAAGAAAAGCCCAUCAGCAAGAUUGACUUCAACAACAUACUACAACAUAGAUGUUGAUUUUGAUUUCUUAUUCUCUUCUAAAGACAGAACGAAGGCGAUCACAUAUCCCAUUCGCAUAUAGUACAGGAAGCAGUAUCAGGAAUCGUCGGCCGCGGUGUCAAGGAGCAUGUAGAUGUGGUAAAUUCACUUGCUGACGUCGUCGCUCUACGUGAGGAUGAGCCACCUCCAAGUCAAAUCUCAGGGUCAAAGUCCCCUCCCAACCCCACUUUGAACCCGGACUCCUUGGAGAGUACCGACGAGCGAAAAGCCAAUGCAGGCAUGCACUCCCGGACGGGUGCGGUCGCGUGGGCCUCGCCAUCUACUUGCUCUAGUACAGCAGCGCUGCAACUGCACGGUGGACUACUUCCACCAAGCAGUGAUGAUCAUAAAGGAGCCGGGAGCCAUACGCCAGAGAAAAAUGCUUUAGCGAGCGAUGCGGCACAAGAGCAGCUUUGGGUUUUGAAUGUAGGAGAGCAGAUGAGUGGCGUAACAGUUGCGACGAUCGUCGACACGAGUACCAGCGGCCGGGACACAACCGACGCGAACAGCGAC